GUCAGAAGCCGGGGCUGCGACGACGGCGCGUGGAUUGCCGCGGCCUGGGACGGCGCCGAUCGGUCAAGUCCCUCGUCCUCCAUCUUGCCGGUCCUCCGUCGUGCUGCUCCUGGGUGCCCCGCUCGGCCGCAUCUCGAUCGAGUCUCUGUCUCGCCAUCCACCAGCAUGUCGCUUCUGAUCCGCCCUGCCCUCCUGCACGGCCGCUGGAGGCUUGCCUCGGCGGCCUCUCGUCUGGCCCCUCAUGUCAGAAACCCUUCCGUGCUCCAUCGCCGUCUGCUCUCAACGGCCCCUGGAUCGACCGAGACUGCGUCCCAGCAUGCACAAUCGACCACAACCGACAUCCUGACGAGGCUGACGCAGUACACCAUCGUGGCGACGGGAGCAGGAUUCCUCGUCAUGCUCUUCUUUCCGGAGCUGGUGGGCCGCGGGCUCUCGGCCUACAAAGCCCGUCUGAACAAUCGCCGUCUUGACAAGAUCAUCACCACCCUCGACGAAACCACGACUGAUGUGGAGCUGGCCCCUAACGGAGAAAAGAAGGGCCCUGGACAGUCGUUCUACCAUGAGCACGUCACGAAAGACAUCGAGGAGGUUUUGUGCAAGGCCCCCAUCCGUCGAUAUGGCAUCAUCCUUGGCAGUCGCGGCUCGGGUAAGAGCUACCUGAUCAACAAGAUCGCAGAGACGCGACAGUAUCACUGCAAGGUGUCGAUGGAUCUGAUCAACUCAGUGAAGGUCAUGGUCGACGAGAUAUCCGAGAAUGUUGGAUACGAUUUCGAAGAUUGGACGGAGCGCUUGCUGCAGUCGUAUUUUUUCAAGGGCACGACCGAACAAAUGAGCCCCAUCGACAAGCUUGCGUACUUGCUGGAUGAAAUCGAGGAAGCCAUGGUGCGCCUCAAAAACGCGAACAUCUACUCGGAUCGACCCCUGUUUGUGUUUGACGACUUGGAUGGUCUGGAGACGUCUUUCAGCGGGCGCUCGCAGAUGGACCCAAACAACGAUAAGGCGCUGGAGCUUCUCUUCAAGGCUGCCAACAAGUGGGCGCGCGAGGACUUGGCCCUGGUGGUCUUCACAUGUAGCGACAAGAUGUACACGAGGAACGUUCGCAAGAUCGUGAAGAAGGAUCUCCUGGAGAAUGCCAAGAUCUACAGAAUCGAGGCCCUCAACGGCCGGGAAGCAAACGCGUACCUCCAUGCCGAGCUCAAGCCGACUCCACCCGAGCACGAAAUCCAGUUUAUUAAAGAAUCGAUUGGCACGCACAUUGGCGAUCUCCGCCGGAUCUGCGAGGAAUUCACAAAGAUGUCGGAAAACACGGUCACGGAGGUUGUGCGAGCCGACAUCGAGGCAUGUUCCCGCGAGAUUCGCCAGGUCAUGAGCCAGUUUGAGUUCAAGGAUUCAGUGGAGCGAGAGAAGCUUAUGCUCUUCCUGAACCGAGCCCAGAAUGAAAAGCGCCACCUGACCCGCGAGCACGCCCGCGAAUGGAAGAUUCUCAAGUUUGUCGAUGCACUUGUCGACGAAGGCAUCUUGACAUUCACCGACUUUAACCGGGUCAAGUUCCAGAGCCCCAGAGUCAAGCACGCCUUCGAAGACUUUCAGAAGCUUGAUCGGCUGUCGUGGUUUGAUCGCUGGUUCUACUGGCUCUAGAUCGACGGUCGGAACUGUGACCGGUGUGCUCGUGCCGCAAAUGGAGACAUAAGCAUGUCACAGCGCAGCGAAACCCCACUGCUGCUUUAUCCGAGUCAAACAACCUUGACGGGCAGACACCAAAUACAUGCUAUGCCAAUCCGCGAACGUGA
Messenger RNA from Polychytrium aggregatum, 1790 nucleotides. RefSeq lists its product as uncharacterized. Bases 166 to 1638 code for a protein of 490 amino acids. The record is from RefSeq and is a predicted model, not a curated record. The transcript has 10 exons. NCBI's taxonomy places the organism in Eukaryota, Fungi, Chytridiomycota, Chytridiomycetes, Polychytriales.